Molecule: messenger RNA, 3619 nt
Organism: Equus caballus (horse)
Lineage: Eukaryota; Metazoa; Chordata; Mammalia; Perissodactyla; Equidae
Gene: OPTN
Product: optineurin
Biological process (GO): regulation of canonical NF-kappaB signal transduction; Golgi ribbon formation; protein localization to Golgi apparatus
Cellular component (GO): cytoplasm; Golgi apparatus; nucleus
Molecular function (GO): K63-linked polyubiquitin modification-dependent protein binding
Source: RefSeq, a predicted model, not a curated record
CAGCUGAGCAAGCGCUGGGCGGGGUCGCGAGGCAGCACGUCAGCUCUCGCUGUUCGCAAGCACCCUGGCCGAUCCCCUAGUCUGCAUCCGGGUCGGGAGCCCUCCCCCAGUGGGCGCGAUGCCGAGGAAGCAGUGACCCCCGGAGAGGCCGGAGCGCGGGCGCUGGUGACUCUGCAUUUCUUCAUGAAAAGGCCUAUCAUCAUCUUCAUGAAGUGCGAAAAGGAACAUUUGCCUAUAGAAUGUAGCCAGUCAUGAGAAGAGAUUUCUAUUUGCCUGCGUGGAACUGCUGCCAUGUCCCACCAACCACUUAGCUGCCUGACUGAAAAGGGGGACAGCCCCAUUGAAACCACAGGAAAUGGACCCCCCCAUCUAGCUCACCCAAGCCUGGACACGUUCACACCAGAGGAGCUGCUGCAGCAGAUGAAAGAGCUCCUAACUGAGAAUCAUCAGCUGAAAGAAGCCAUGAAGCUAAAUAAUCAAGCUAUGAAAGGGCGAUUUGAGGAGCUUUCAGCCUGGACAGAGAAACAGAAGGAAGAACGCCUUUUUUUUGAGAUCCAGAGCAAAGAAGCCAAAGAGCGCCUAAUGGCUUUGAGUCAUGAAAAUGAAAAAUUGAAGGAAGAACUUGGAAAACUAAAGGGCAAAACAGAAAGGUCAUUCGAGGACCCCACUGGGGACCCCAAGGUCCCCAAGGCAGAAGCAGAACAGGAAAUGGAACAGCUGAAGACCCAGGUGGCACGCCUUCAAGCUGAAAAGGCAGAUCUGCUGGGCAUUGUGUCUGAACUGCAACUCAAGCUGAACUCAAGCGGCCCCUCUGAAGACUCCUUUGUUGAAAUUAGGAUGGCUGAAGGAGAAGCAGAUGUGGCAAUGAAAGAAUUCAAGACUCGUCCUGGGCGCACAAGAACUGAGUCUAUUGACAUGAGCAAAUCUGCAGAAGGUACCAGAAAUUAUUUGGAGUUUGAGGAAUUAACUGUGAGCCAGCUCAUGCUUUGUCUGAGGGAAGGAAACCAGAAGGUGGAGAAACUUGAAAUUGCCCUCAAAGAAGCCAAAGAAAGAAUUUCAUAUUUUGAAAAGAAAGUCAAUUAUCGUUCUGAAAUUGAGACCCAGACAGAGGAGAGCAAAGAAAAAGAGAAAGAAGAGGAGAAAAGCACAGAAACCAUUGGAAGUGAAGUGGAAACACUGAACCUUCAGGUGACAACCCUGUUUAAGGAGCUUCAAGAGGCUCAUACAAAACUCAGUGAAGCUGAGCUAAUGAAGAAGAGACUUCAAGAAAAAUGCCAGGCCCUUGAAAGGAAAAAUUCUGCAACCCCGUCAGAAUUGAAUGAAAAGCAAGAGCUUGUUUAUAAUAACAGAAAGUUAGAGCUACAAGUGGAAAGCAUGCGGUCAGAAAUCAAGAUGGAGCAAGCCAAAACAGAAGAAGAAAAGUCCAAGUUAGCCUCUCUACAGCUGACACACAACAGGCUUCUUCAAGAAUACAACAGUGCAUUGAAAAUGAUUGAGGAGCUACAAAGGAAAGAGUCAGAAAAAGUGGAUAAGGUGGUGCUGCAGGAAGUAAAUGAAAAACUGGAACUGGCAGAGAAGGCCUUGGCCUCCAAGCAGCUUCAGAUGGAUGAGAUGAAGCAGACCAUAGCCAAGCAGGAGGAGGACCUGGAAACCAUGACUGUUCUUAGGGCUCAGAUGGAGGUGUACUGUUCUGACUUUCACGCUGAAAGAGCAGCGAGAGAGAAGAUUCACGAAGAAAAGGAGCAGCUGGCCUUGCAGCUGGCGAUUUUGCUGAAAGAGAAUAAUGCUUUUGAAGACGGAGGCAGUAGGCAGUCCUUGAUGGAAAUGCAGAGCCGUCAUGGGGCGAGAACAAGUGACUCUGACCAGCAGGUUUACCUUGUUGAAAGAGGAGCUGAGGAUAGAAACUGGCAGCAACAGCAACAACGGAAUAUUCCAAUUCAUUCUUGCCCCAAAUGUGGAGAAGUUCUGCCCGACAUAGAUACCUUACAGAUUCAUGUUAUGGACUGCAUCAUUUAAGUGUCGAUGUUUCACUUCCCCAACUGUUGGUAAAUGUCAAGAUUUUCUUCCUCCAAGAGUUGUACUUUUGUGUUAUUUGUUUCCACUCAAAUAUUUUGGCUCAUUGUUUGUUUUAGGAAAAAGAAAAUGCGUAUGUUCUAAACAGGACAUUUUUUGUGGACUUCCAUAAACUCACAAAAUAGAAUCCGUAACAUACCAGUCUCCUGAUCAUAAAUUCACUUUUUUUUUAACGUUCAGUUUAUGUGAGCACGAACUGCUCAUGCAGUUAAUGAGCGUAUGACAUCAUGGGACAGAAUAAGAGUAGUUAGAUGGAAGAAGCCUCGCUGAGAGAUUUUAGGAACUUUUUAAGGAGGUAGGAAAAAUGAAGUGGUCACAGGUUUAAUCAAGUAAAGUGUCUUUGAAGUAUUUUUAAAAUAAAUUAUAUUGUUAUUUUUCUUCAUCCACUUAAGACACAUCUGUUUGGGGUUGUGUAUAAAUGUGUAUGUCGUAGUUUUAUGGCAGCCACAGUCAUUGCACCAAAGUUAUGAGAUGGCUCUUUCCAUAUAAGCACUGUAAGCUUGUACUUGAUCAUCCAGACAAGUGCAGAAAUACUGGCACACAUGACGUAGAGACGUCAGGUUUGCUGGAUUUCAUAUAACCAUCACAGUGUAAAGAAGUUAUCUUCAUUCUUUCAUUGUGCUGCAGGUAUAUGGGCCUAUACGGUAGACAGUUGAUUAACUGCUAAAAGGAACAGCUGUCUAUUAAUUUUCUUCCUGGAUCAGGCUAUGUAUUCAUAAUCACAAAAUAGUUACUGCAAAAUAAAAUUUUGCUUAUGACUCUUUCAUAUUGUUCAUAUGUGAUUGGCUAAUUUCAUAGGAUGCAUUUUCUGUAUUCAGUUUUAUAUAAGCUUAAUACUCAGAUCUGUUGUGUUAAUUCUAUGAAUAUGAGCAAAACCCUUUACUGGAGACCAGUAUAUGUUGUUUGAAUUAGAAGUUGUUCUUGCUAAGGAGGUGAAAAGAUAAGGAUUUGCCAUAUUUGGUAAACCUACAGUUUAUCGAGAUUGGCUAAUACAUUUUUUAUGGCCAGCCAUACAAGUAAACAAUGUCCUUAUGCAUAUAUAUAUGCAUAUAUAAAUUUAAUAUAUAUAUAUUAAAACAGGAAUCAAAAUAGUUAAUUAUAUCUUCAUGCCAAGAGAAGACACUAUACAAAUUCAAUAGUAAUUUAAAGAUUCCCCCACCUCACCUGAGAGAGAAUGUUUGUUAAAGACAUUUCUAAAAUAGCUGUACAAAUCUUACUUUUAAUUUCUUGUUUAUGGUUUCUAGUUUAAAUUUUUUCCCUUACUAUUUUAUACUGGAGAAAAUAGAUUCCUGUAGUAUCCUAAGUAGAAAGCAAGCCAAAUGGUUUCAUAUUUAGGUUAUGGGAAUAUCCUUUUCUUAGUUCAAGUAAAAUUGUUAAGCUGAUCUCAACUCUGACGUAGCAGUGUGAAUGGGCUUAGGAAGCCUGGACCACAUCGCUGUCUUGAUGACUGGAAGAGCUGCAAAUGCAGGCAAGUUCAUGUGGUUGGUGUAAAUUAAGGCCGUUGUUUUGAGGAAAUCAAACAGUCUGGUAAACAACUUUUAAACUC